Molecule: messenger RNA, 1290 nt
Organism: Nematocida parisii ERTm1
Lineage: Eukaryota; Fungi; Microsporidia
Exons: 1
Coding region: 1-648 (215 amino acids)
Source: RefSeq, a predicted model, not a curated record
AUGACACCAUUUCAGAUAUUUAUAGCAGCCAGAAGAUCAAAUGAUAAGAAGAUUUUACAUCUAAGAGAAGACACAGCAUCUGUUCUGAUUGGAAUUCCUCUUUCAGCAAUCAUAAGGCUUAUUGUGAAAUGUGCAUUAAUAGACUAUUCUGCUGCUGGUGCUCUUCUGAUUAUUCUAUACAUAGCAUACAUAAUAUUUCUGCGCGCAUCCAAUGUUAUAGCCGAAUACGAUACAGACAGUGCAUGCAGAAUAGCUAUAUACUUCAUUCUGUCCAAGUGGUCAAUACUAGGUAUGAUAACACUCUACACUUACUCUCCAUACAGCCUGGUGUUUAUUCUGAACAUGAUAAUUCCGGAUGAAUUAUAUGUCUACACAAUGAUGCUUUUGCUUAUGGGAUAUUCCUCUCUAUUUGCCAUAAGCAUAGAUUCGCACAUAAACACAAUUGGACUCUAUCCUGCAGUGAUUCUUGCCUUGUCUCUGGCGCACUUCAUUCUUCUAUUUCAGGAAGAACCGUUUAAAAAAACAAAAAGACUUUUUAUUUUAGGUAUUAACUCUGUAAAUAUUUUAUUUUUUGGAUACCUUGUCUUCUACUGGAGUUUCUUCAUUUGCUCUUAUGAAUAUAAAAGAAAAUUAGCAUUCUUUGCAUAGAAAUAAGAAUACUUCCAAGGCAGCGCAGAGAAUAAAUAAAAUUGUAGUAGACCACAUUAUGCUUUUUAUUCGGUUAAUUGGAUAAGGUCUGCUUCUCCAUCAUCCAGAAUAGAAAUAACUCCCAUUCUAAAGUGAGCUCCGCACAAGUUUGCUAAGUCUCUGUUAGAUCCAUCAAACAUGUAUACUGGUACAUUUCCUCCAAGUUUGGCGUAGUACUCUACCUGCAUUUUCUUUACCUCUGGGUAGUUCUUGGUAAGAAUAAUGUACUUGCUUGUUUCAUUUAUCAGUGAACUCAUGGUCUGUCUGAACCCUACGUGGUAUUUUCCUGUUUUAAUAACUAAUGGAAGCUGUGAGGCAACACUUAAAACAUUCGUCUUUGCUUUUCUACUCAUUUUGUUCUGGGGGUAAAAAAGUAAAACUAAAUAUAUCCAAAAUGCAACGGAUUAUAAAAAUAAAAUUGUAGAAACUCAGAAUACACAGAAAAACGUAUUUACAAAGAGCUUUCCUGUUAUACUUAGAAUUCUUCUAUAGUACAGCAGUAAUUUAAAUAGAAUAAUCUUAUUUAAAAGAGAAUUUGUGUUGCACUCUAUAAUUAUAGCAUAAUUUAUACUAGAAUAGUAAAAGCAUAAAAACUAACCAAAC